Molecule: messenger RNA, 1078 nt
Organism: Phaethon lepturus (White-tailed tropicbird)
Lineage: Eukaryota; Metazoa; Chordata; Aves; Phaethontiformes; Phaethontidae
Product: calcium-binding mitochondrial carrier protein Aralar1-like
Exons: 4
Biological process (GO): malate-aspartate shuttle; aspartate transmembrane transport; L-glutamate transmembrane transport
Molecular function (GO): L-aspartate transmembrane transporter activity; L-glutamate transmembrane transporter activity
Source: RefSeq, a predicted model, not a curated record
GCUGCUUGCUGGUUAUCAAUUUUAACCUAUUUACAAAAUUUAUUUGUAUUAUGUCUCUUUUCUGUGUGACAGGGUGCCAAAGCAUGUUUCCUCAGAGACAUUCCCUUUUCUGCAAUCUACUUUCCUGUUUAUGCUCAUAGUAAACUGAUGCUUGCUGAUGAAAAUGGCCACGUGGGAGGGCUUAAUCUCCUUACAGCUGGAGCCAUUGCAGGUGUGCCUGCUGCUUCUUUGGUAACCCCUGCUGAUGUCAUCAAGACAAGACUGCAAGUGGCAGCUCGCGCUGGUCAGACAACAUACAGUGGAGUUAUUGACUGCUUUGGAAAGAUUUUAAGGGAAGAAGGCCCUUCGGCUUUUUGGAAAGGAGCUGGAGCUCGUGUGUUCAGAUCUUCACCCCAGUUUGGUGUUACUUUGGUCACUUACGAACUUCUGCAGAGGUGGUUUUAUGUCGAUUUUGGAGGCCUAAAACCUUCUGGAUCAGAACCUACCCCAAAAACUCGAAUUUCAGAUCUUCCUCCUGUUAACCCUGAGCACAUAGGUGGAUACAGACUUGCUACAGCUACAUUCGCUGGUAUAGAAAAUAAAUUUGGUUUAUAUCUUCCAAAGUUUCGAUCUCCUGGCAUCACCUCGGCUCAACCAAAAAGUAGCAGCUAAAUCCUGACAAGAUGUUUCAAGCUAACAAGGUGAUGCAGUGGAAAAAAUUCACAAGAGUAGUACUGUAUUUUUUCAAGUGAGCUGCAUGUUGUUCUAGCUGAACUGAGCUUGCAAUUCUAAUUACUCCUUUCUAAUAUUAAUAUAUACCUGCAUUUAUUUGUUUAUUUGCACACAAGGAACUGAUUGAAGCUGUGGUUCUAUGCCUUGUUUUAACCAGUGGCAUGAAUCUGUAGCCUAGGUUUGCCUUGCACAGCUUGCAUUUCAUGUUACUGUACAUAUUGUACAUCUUUGUACAGAGACAUCAUGGCACCUAUACACAUAAAUUUAUAUAAGGGGUAGUGCAGUUCAAAAAUAGUUUGAAAUGUACAGAAUGUUUUGAAGGCAUUUUGUUAACAAUCGUGACAAUAAAAUAUUUAAAAACACUUAA